GGAUCUUUCCAACAACAAGAUCAGUGGUCUAGAUGCUCAGCUCUUCAGAGACCUGACUUCACUGGCAAAGCUAGAUAUAAGCCACAACCAGAUUUCUACAUUAGAAGAUGGAAUAUUUGAUAAUUUAUUUAAUUUAAGUGAAAUAAACCUAAGUUGGAAUCCAUUUGUUUGUGAUUGCAAACUGUCCUGGCUGCCACGGUGGGUGGAAGACAGAAAAGUGCAAGUCCUUGAGGCUUCAGACACGAGAUGUGCUCAUCCCCCUGAGGUGGCAAACCUGUCCCUCUUCGAUGUCCAGUUCCCCAGUGCCACCUGUGGAGCUCAGUACAUCACAUGUCUGACCAGCAACCACACCGAAGAGGUUGAACUUGUCAUCCUCUUCACGUCUGUCCACGCCGGGGGCCUCACUGAGGAGACCUGCAGUGCCCUCUGUGCUGCUGAGAACCAGGAGUACGGAGGUUUCAGCUCCCAGGGGCAGUGUUUGUGUGGGACUGCCCAAGAAACAAACUCCUCCUCUGGCUGUUUGCUGUUUUGCACUGAGCAUUUGCCCUGGCAGGGCUGUGGUGGCCCCUCACUCAUCCCUUCGUCCUUCCAGGCACAGCUGCCUGUGUCUUUCACAGGGCUCCAGCCCAGGUACAGCCUGCACCAGGCUGUGCUCUUCAAUGUCAGUAUUCCCAUUGCUGUCAGCACUUUACUGUGGGAAUUUGGGGACCAGACAGAGGUUCUCAACACCACUGAAAACGCAGCUGUGCACACCUAUGCCUUACCUGGGAAGUACAAUGUCACUACCACCGUCCUCGUGGGCACCAAGGUCUUGUAUGUGCAGGCAGAAAUCGAGGUGGUGGCUUCACCCCAGCAGCUGGACCUGCAGUGUCCUUCUUUGGUCAAGACAAAUGAAAGUCUGGACAUAAGGAUCCGUAACAGAGGUGGCACCAGCCUGGCCGUGCUCUACGGGAUCACUGCGGAGAAUGGAGAGCUGGGCAGAGCAGUUCACCCCAUGUGUCCCUCUGAUGGCUUGGUGUUCCCUGGCAACAACCACUGCUACCAGCUGGUGGUGGAGAAAGCAGAGUGGCUGGAGGCACAGCGGCACUGCCAGGGCCACGGCAACGGGGACCUGGCGUUUGUCAGCAGCCCUGACAUCCAGAGCUUCUUGGUUGCUCAUGUAAUCAGGAGCCUGGAUGUCUGGAUUGGAUUCAAUGAUUUUGCAAGCUCUGGAGCACAGCAAAGAGGGGAAGGAUUUAAUCUGGAGAGCUGUCAGAACUGGCUGCCAGGAGAACCUCAUCCCUCCAACGCUGACCACUGUGUCCGGAUGGGCCCAACAGGCCAGUGCAACACUGACCUGUGCAUGGCCAAGCACAGCUAUGUCUGCGAGUACAAGCCAAAGGGAAUUCUCCUAAAUGCUGCAAACUACUUUGAGGGACAACCUGUCCUCGACACCCAUGAGGCUGUGAGGAAUGUGAUUGAGGGUGUGCCAUCAGCUCCGUGGCAGGCUGAGGAGGUGAUGGUGUUUCCUGGGCUGGCAUUCAGGCACGAGGGGUAUCUCACUGCCCUGGAGUUUGUGGCACAGGAGCUGCAUCAGCCUGUCCAAGUGAGCUUCCAGGUGCAUAGACCAAUGGAUGGAGAAGACUACCAGGAGGGAAGCAAGGCCACAGAGCCAUUCCACACUGCUCAGGAUGAUGGGAACUGGACAAUGCUGGAAUGUCCUCCUGGUUUCCAGUGGUGUCAUUUGACUAAUUUGUGCUCAUCCCCCAACAACUGCUGCAAUGCCAGUGAGUGUGCCAACAGUUCCACUGCCAGCAGCUCUGCCCCUGGGUCCCUGCAGCACAACACGAGCCAACUCAGCUAUGAGCUCAUCAAGGAAUUGCUCUUCACCAUACCAGCUGGCUCCUCUUCCCAUUAUCUGGUCACAUUCAGAAGAGAAAACAUUUUUGUCAGGGCUGGGGAUGUGUUCAGCAUCCAGCACAAUGCAAGCUCGGGGUCAGUCCUGCAGUGCCAACCCAGUGCCACGUCCCCAUACACAACCAACGUCCUGCACAUGAAGUCCUCGGAGUGGGCCCUGUCCCUGUCUGAUGGCUUCAUGGAUCCCACCUGGAUAAACCACACUGUUUGCUCUCUCUGGGUUCGCUACGCUGAGGAGCAGCUGGUCCCAGUGCUCACCCCCCACAACGCAGGGCUGGAGCAUCCUGGUCGCUACACUGUCAGAGCCAAUGUGGACAAUGGUGUCUUCAGUGCCAACUUGUCCUGCAGCUUCUGGGUGUCCUCACAGGUGUCAGGCCUGCGUGUCAUCCACCCCCCUCCCCAGGGCAGCAGGGUCUACCUGCCCACCAACCACAGCACCCUGCUGAUCAAGCUGUCCUCGGGGGCGAACGCCACCGCACGCUGGCUGGGGGACAACCGCACCGUCCCCUUCGUGGGGCACUGCCCCACCACCCUGGGGCCGCUGCCAGCUGAGUGUGCCAGGGACAGCAAUGACACCUGGUUUGCUGUGGUGCAGCUGAAUGGCCUCAGGGAGGGGGUGAGCACCCACGUGCUCGUCGCAGAGAACUCGGUGAGCUCGCAGAACAUCACGGUGACGGUGAAGGUGGAGGAGCCGAUCCGCGGGCUGCGAGCCACGCCGGACCCUGAGAGCAGAGUGCUGCUCAAUACACGAGUGAGCUACAUCCCUGUGAUGGAGGCUGGGUCAGAUGUGACUUUCCGAUGGACAGUAGAUGAUAAACCAUCUUUCACUUUUUACAAUGUUGUCUUCAACGUUAUCUACCAAAGCCCAGCUGUGUACAAGCUUUCGCUCACAGCCUCCAACCACGUCAGUAACUUCACGGUCAAUUACAAUGUCACGGUGGAGAUGAUGAAUAAGAUGAAGAACCUGAGUGUGGUGGGUGUCCUGCCAGUCCUGCCCCAGAACAGCACCGUGGAGCUCACAGCGAGGGUGCAGGUCGAUUCAGCUGUGGAUGCUUUGUUCCUGUGGGAUUUUGGAGAUGGUGUCCAGGAGACGUACCUAUUCAAACCUCCCUACAACAAGUCCUUUCUUGUUCCUGAUCCCAAUGUCCAUGAGGUUGUAAUUGAACACAACGUUUCACACAUCUACCAAGACCCAGGAGAAUAUGCCCUGAUGGUUGUCGUGUCCAACCAGUUUGAGAACCUCACCCACCUGACCCCAGUUCACAUCCACAGUUACCUGAUUGACAUGAAGGUGGAAGCAGAGGAGGAUGUUCUAGUCGUGGGCCAUCCGGUCACCUUCCGAGCCACUCCACUGCCAUCUCCGUACGGUGUCGUGUACACCUGGGACUUUGGGGACGGCUCCUCCCUGCUGAUGGAGAGCCAGCCCACAGUGGCACACAGCUACCCCCGGCUAGGGGUGUACAACGUCACCGUGACAGCAAACAACACCAUAAGCAGUGUGGAGACAGUGGAGUGCUACCAGGUGUUUGAGGAGAUAACUGGGCUCCAUGUGUCUGCAGGUGAGGCAGCAGAGCUGGGAGCAGCUGUCACCAUUAAUGCUUCUGUGGUAACAGGGGACAGCAUCACCUGGAUAUUCGACAUGGGGGACGGGACAGUGCUGAGGAGUCAAGUGCCUGUGGUAGAACAUGUGUACAUGAAGGACAUCAACUGCACAGUGAACGUGACAGCUGUGAACCCUGUGAACUCCAUCUCCCAGACCGUUCCUGUUCGGAUAUUUGUCCUAGAGGUACUCAGAAUAGAGCCUACUUCUUGCAUCCUGGAGCACCCCGAUGUGCAGCUCACCGCGUACGUGACGGGGAACCCUGAGGAGUACGUCUUUGAUUGGACCUUUGGAGAUGGCUCAUCCAAUGUCACGGUCAGUGGGGACCCCACGGUGGUGCACAGCUUCACCCAGAGUGGGACAUUCGCUCUCUCCCUGACUCUCUCUAGCAGGUUUAACAAGGCUCACUAUUUCACCAGUGUCUGUGUGGAGCCAGAGAUAGUCAAUGUCACCAUUCUCCCUUCCAAGCACUUUGUAAGGCUGGGGGAGGAGACCACCUUCCAAGUCAGUGCUGUGCCUCCCUACCAGUACCGCUACCGCUGGGAUUUCGGCAACAAUGAGUCUGCCAGAUCGAGUGGGACUGAAGUGACCUACACCUACAAGAAUACUGGAGUCUUCCUGGUCACAGUGACCGUCUCCAACAAUGUCUCCUUCAACAACGACACAGCUUUUGUGGAGGUCCAGGAACCAGUUGGGGUAGCAAAGAUUGAAUAUAAUGGGACAAGCGUUUUGGAGCUCAACCAGAUCUACCUGUUCUCUGCCAGCAUGAAUGGAACCAAAGUGGGUUACCUCUGGGACUUUGGAGAUGGCACUACACAGACUGGGCAGGUUGCCACUCACUCCUACAGCAGCACAGGCCACUACAGCAUUACUGUGCUGGGCCAGAAUGAUGUGAGUUCUAACAAGACCACCAUCGAUGUCGCCGUGAAGCGUCGGCUCCUUGGCCUAACGGUCAAUGCCAGCAGGACAGUGGUGCCACUGAAUGGGUCAGUGAGCUUUGUGGCCACCCUGGUGGCUGGCACUGCCAUCCGCUACUCCUGGAUCCUCUGUGAUCGCUGCACUCCCAUCCAAGGCUCCUCCACCAUCUCCUACACCUUCAGGUCCGUGGGCACCUUCAAUGUCAUUGUGACAGCAGAGAACAAGAUCAGCUCGUUGCAAGACAGCAUCUAUGUCUAUGUCCUGGAGCAGAUUGAGGGCCUACAGGUGGCCAGCAGUGACCUGGUGGAGGACAUGUAUUUCCCAACUAAUAAAACACUCCAUUUGCAGGCCAUGGUGAGAGAGGGAACAAACAUCUCCUACAGUUGGGUAGUCCAACGGGAUGGCAAUGCUGUGCAGACCUUCACUGGGAAAACCUUCUCCUUGAGCGUCCUAGAAGCUGGGAACUACACUGUGUACCUGAAGGCCACCAACAUGCUGGGAUGUGCCACUGUUAACAGGACACUGGAGUUUGUUGAAAGCCUUGGCCUCCUAAAGCCCCAUGCCUUCCCCAAUCCAGCUGCUAUUAAUGCCUCUGUCAACAUCAGUGCCACCAUAACCAGUGGCACUGGUGUCAUGUAUGUGUGGUACCUAGAGGAUGGCUUCUCUCCUGCUACCUCUGAACCCUACAUUAUACACUCCUUCCAAAGCCCUGGAGUGGUUGAGGUGGUCGUUGAAGCAGAGAACAAGCUGAAUUCAACCAAUGCAACAGUUUCUAUCUGUGUGGAGGAGGUCAUAGAUGGGCUGAGUAUAGGAACAGCAGAGCUGGACUGUAGAUAUGUCUCAUCAGGCUCCACAGUGGUCUUUGAGGGGGAGCUGCAGAGAGGCACUGAAGUGACCUGGCUUUGGGAGGUGCCCAAUGGCACAUUGACUGGCCAGUCUGUGGCUGUCACGUUCCCCACAGCAGGGUUUUACACAGUCUUUCUGAACGCAUCCAACAACAUCAGCUGGGCUCUGGCCAGCAGGAACAUCUCAGUGCUGGACAGGAUUCAAGGUCUGGAAGUUAUUGCCAGCAAGAAGGUGGUGGAGCCAGGGGAGCAGGUCACCUUUGUGAUCAAGAUGCUGUCAGGUACCUCUGUGAGUUACCUGGUGAGCAUCAGUGGGGACUACUCUGUGGUGCUCAACGGGUCCAGGUACACCCAUGAGUUCACCAAGAGUGGUGAUUAUUUGGUGACUGUGACAGUGCAGAACCAAAUCAGCAUUGCACACGCUCAGGUGCUCAUCUCUGUCCUGGAGGCCAUCCAUGAUGUCAGGCUCCUGAACUGCUGUGAGUUGGGCAUCCCCACGGGCAUGGAGAAGACCUUCAGUGCCCAGGUGGGGAGUGGCUCCCGUGUGUCAUUUUCCUGGCAGUUCUCCCUGUGGAAAGAGCGAAGUCAAUCCAUGGUCACUGUGGCAGGAGAGAGUGUUUCCUACAUUCCAGAAGCUGCAGGGCUGCUUGAGAUUCACCUCAGUGCCUUCAAUGACUUGGGAAGUGUCAGUAUCACCAGAACCAUCCAGGUCCAAGACGCAAUAGUCCAGGUCUCCCUCACUGCAUCCAAUGCCUUCGUCAACAGGACAGCACUGUUUGAAGCCGUGGUGGUGCCCAGCAGCAGGAGUGUUGAGUUCUUGUGGAGCUUUGGGGAUGGCUCUUCCACUCAAAUGACCAGAGUUGCAGUGGCCAACUAUUCUUACCUGAGCCCUGGGGAUUAUCUGGUGGAGGUAAAUGCCACCAAUCUCAUCAGCUUCUUCAUAGCCCAGCUCACUGUCACCGUCCAAGUGCUGGAGUGCGAGGAGCCAGAGGUGGAGUUGGCCUUGCCCCCGCAGGUAGUCAUGAAGAGAUCCCAGAGGAACUACCUGGAGGCACAGAUUGACCUCCGAGGGUGCAUCAAGUACCAGACAGAGCACCUGUGGGAGAUCUACCGAGCCCCCAGCUGCAUGAGCUUGGAUGACUCCAGCAGGAUCCGUCUGCCGAAUGUUGACAUGAACAGACCCCAGCUGGUCAUCCCGAAGCUCGCCCUGGAGGUUGGCAACUACUGCUUCAUGUUCAUUGUCUCCUUUGGAGAUACCCCACUGUCCAAAAGCAUCUUUGCCAACGUGACUGUGAUCCCAAGUAAACUGGUCCCAAUCAUUGAUGGGGGAUCAUACCGUGUAUGGUCCAACACUCAGGACUUGAUCUUGGAUGGGGAGAAGUCCUAUGACCCCAACUUGGAUGAUGGUGAACAGACUCCAUUGUUGUAUGAGUGGUCUUGUACAUGGUCUUCCAAGAGCUCGGCUGCAGGGUGCUCUCUGAAUUGCAGUGCCAAGGAAGGGAUUGUCACCAUUCCCAAAGCUGCAUUAGAAGCUGAUGUGGAGUACACAUUCGACCUCACUGUCAGGAAGGAGGGUAUGAGCCCUGAGGCAACCAACCAGACCGUGUUCAUCAAGAGAGGAGGAGUCCCCAUUGUGUCCCUGGAGUGUGUUUCCUGCAAGGCUCAGUCCGUCUACGAAGUCAGCAAGAGCUCCUAUGUCUACCUGGAGGGCACCUGCCAGAACUGCCACAACGACUCCAAGCUUGGAAGAUGGGCAGCUCACAGCUUCAAGAACAAGUCUCUCAUCCUGGACAAAAGCACCACCUCCACUGGUGACACAGGGAUGAACCUGGUGCUGAGGCAAGGGGCACUGAAGGAUGGAGAGGGUUACACCUUCACCCUCCACAUCACAGACCUUACCACAGGGGAGGAAGGCUUUGCCUCCAUCGACCUGCUCCCCAACCAGCCCCCCGUGGGGGGCUCCUGCCAGCUGUCUCCCAGGGGACCCCUCAAGGCACUGAUGACCAAGGUGCACUUUGAGUGUACAGGGUGGAGGGACACGGAGGACGCAGAGGCGCCGCUGGUGUACAUCCUGCUGGCCUCGCGCCACCGCGCCGGCCACCACCACGAGUUCUGCGUCUACAAGGGCAGCCGAGCCGAGCACAGCGCCUUCCUGCCCCCCGGAUUCCAUGACAGUGGCUUCAGGGUGUUUGUGGCUGUCCUCGUGCAGGACCAGCUGGGAGCCACCGUGGUGGCCAUCAACUGCUCCAUGGAAAUUGGCUUACCUGAGGGGUUUCCCAGCCUCUCCCACUGGCUCUACAAUCAAACUGACACCGUGCUCCAAGGAUUAGUGAAACAAGGGGACCCUCAGCAGGUCAUCGAAUACUCUCUGUCCCUCAUCACCAUCUUAAACGAGUACGAGCGCUCCACGUUGCUGGAGCCUGAGGCUGGGAAUGAGUUUGAGCUCCGGACCUGGACUCGGAACAACAUCACAGAGACCCUGAACUCCCUGAAGGUGAACACAGUGGAUGACAUCCAGCAGAUCUCAGCUGCCUUGGCACAGUGCACGGUGGUGAGCAAGGAGCUGGUGUGCAAGUCAUGCCUGACAAGGACCUUGAACAAGCUGGAGACUAUGAUGACCAUCCUGCAAGGAGAAACGACUCAGGGCACUGUGACACCAACUGGCAUAGCCGACAACAUCCUCAACAUCACAGGUGACCUCAUUCACCUUGUGAAUACAGUUUCCCAAGAAUCCCAGCCCCAGGAGCUGCUGGCUGACUCCCCCAACCUGCUGCUGGCUCCCAAAGCCUACAACCUGUCCUCCAGCCUCAUGCGCAUCCUCAUGAAGUCGCGAGUGCUGAAUGAAGAGCCCCUGGAGCUGGUGGGAGGAGAAAUUAAGGCCACAGGCAAGAGGUCUGACCCCUUCAACUUGCUUUGCUAUGAGAACACACCAAACUGCCAGUUCUCCAUCCCUCAGGCCUUCAACUCCACCCUGUCCAACCUGACAGAUGUCAUUCAAGUUAUGUUCCAGGUGGACUCCAAUCCUUUCCCUUUUGGUUACAUAAGCAACUACACAGUGUCCACCAAGGUUGCCUCCAUGGAGUUCCAGACACACAACGGAGUGCAGAUCCCUAUUGGCAGCCUAGACUCAGAGAAAGCCAUCACUGUGAUGGUGGCAAACAACACAGACCCUGAGAAUCUUGCUGCUGGCACUGAAGUCAUCGAGCCAAGAACGUCUGUGAACCUAAUUGUGGUCAUGGAGAGCAACAACAGAGAAGCAGGACUGCACUUCCAACUCACCUACAGAGUCCUAAAUGAUCUCUACCUUGCCAGUGAGCCUGAGCCCUUCAUCAUGGCCUAUCUCCACCAUGAGCCUGAGCCCAAUGAGCACAACUGCACUGCCUCCAAGAAGAUCAGACUGGAUGCCCUGGCUGGAAGUGACCACAAGCUCUACACCUUCUUCACCUCACCCAGAACGGAUGACCCCAUCCAGAAAUACUACCUGAACAUCACCAACCACUUCAGCUGGUCACCAGUGGAGGUGACCCUGGGGCUGUACACGUCCCUGUGCCAGUACUUCAGCGAGCAGGAGAAGCGCUGGAAGACAGAAGGCAUCAUCCCCCUGGAGGAGACCAGGCCAGAUCAGGCUGUGUGCUUGACCCAGCACCUCACUGCCUUUGGGGCCAGCCUGUUUGUGCCCCCAAACUCUGUCCAGUUCAUCUUCCCUGCUCCAGGCCCAGGCCUGAACUACAUUGUUCUGCUGACAUGUGCUGUCUGCUUUGUAACCUACUCGGUGGCUGCGCUGAUCGUGCACAAGCUGGACAUGAUUGACCUGAACCGAGUGGGAGUGAUUCCCUUCUGUGGGAAGAAUGGGCUCUACAAAUAUGAGAUCCUGGUGAAAACAGGCUGGGGCAGAGGAUCAGGCACCACAGCCCACGUGGGGAUUGCCCUGUACGGUGUGGACAGCAAAAGUGGACACAGGCACCUGGAUGGAGAGAACUCCUUCCACCGCAACAGCCUGGACGUGUUCCAGAUCGCGACGGAGCGCAGCCUCGGCAGCAUCUGGCGCAUCCGCAUCUGGCACGACAACAAAGGGCUCAGCCCGUCCUGGUACUUGCAGCAUGUCAUUGUAAGGGACCUGCAGAGCAGCAAGAGCUACUUCUUCCUGGUGAACGACUGGCUGUCGGUGGAGAGCGAGGAGAACGAUGGCAUGGUGGAGAAGGAAGUGUUUGCUGCCAGUGAGACAGAGCUGAGGAGCUCAUGGAGGCUGUUCGUGGCGGAGCUGCAGAGAGGCUUCUUCGAGAAGCAUGUGUGGCUGUCGCUUCGCCCGCCCCGCAGCCGCUUCACCCGCGUCCAGAGAGCCACCUGCUGCACCCUGCUCAUCUUCCUCUUCCUCUGUGCCAAUGCCGUCUGGUACGGUGUUGUGGGCAAUGUCCACCUCAGCAAUGGGGCUGUUUCCAACCUGAUCCCUGUCAAUGUGGACACGGUGGCUGUUGGGCUGGUGUCCAGUGUGGUGGUUUACCCUCUCUACCUGAUCAUUUUAUUCCUCUUCAGGAUGGCUCGUGGCAAGGUGUCCAUCAGCCACACAGUGACUCACUCAGACCAGCAGUCCUUGGAGAUAGACAACUACCUGGACUCCUCCAUCCUUGACAGCUCCUUCCCCACCUUCCCUGGGCUCCAGGCAGAGGCUUUCUCUGAGCAAACCAAAACAGAUCUGUUCUUGGAGGACUCCAAAAGCCUGGUACGUUGGCCCUCCAGUGAGGCCCUGCUCAGCUGGCCAGACCUCCUCAGUGACCCUUCCAUCAUGGGCAACACCAUCCAGAAGCUGAAGAGGGGCCGAGCCAGUCGCCACCUUGGCCUAGAGGUGCCACUGGCAACCGAGGAGGACAACUUGUCCCUGGGGGUGCACCAGGGACAGCCUCGGUACUUCUCAGCCUCAGAUGAGGAUCUGAUCCGGCAGAUCCUGGCGGAUGGAGCCAGUGGCAUCUCCCACUCCCAGGACCUGGGGCCAUACAUGAGAGCUGAAACAGAUCUGAUCUCAGGCCUGUCCAGUGUGUUUGGGGAGAAGGUGGAGACUGUCGUGAUGCAGAAACUGAAUGACAAAGGGCAGAGCGUGGCAGCUCCUCCCAGGGACCUGAGCAGAUCAGCCAAGUCGACGUGGACAGUUGCAGACCAGACAUUCAGGAAGCGUUUGCUGCCCUCCUGGUGCUCCUACCUGGCCCAUGGGAUCAGCCUCCUCCUCUUUGCCACCUCUACGGGGGUCUCUGUGUGGAUUGGGGUGGGAUUCUCCUCCAGUGUGGCUGUCAUGUGGCUCAUCUCAGGCAUAUUCAGCUUUCUGGCAUCAUUCCUGGUCUGGGAACCGCUGAAGGUGCUGCUGGAAGCUCUCUAUUUCUCCCUGGUGGCCAAGAGGCUGCACCCAGAGGAGGAUGACACCUUGGUGGAACAGCCAUUUGUGGAACAUAUGUCUGAGAAGAUCAGCAAGGUCAGGCCCCCACAGGGCUUUGCCCUGUUCCAGGCCAAGGAGGAGGCCAGGAAGGUCAAACUGCUGCACAGGAUGCUGAAGAACUUCCUCAUCUACAUGAUGUUCCUGCUGGUAGUUCUGCUCACCAACUAUGGCGAUGCCUCCCGCACCAGCCAGGCCUUCCUCCUGCAGAGCUCUAUCAAGCGGCAGCUGGGCAGCAGUGAAUUUCUGCUCAUCAAGAGGUCGGACCAGUUCUGGCUCUGGAUGUCACAGGUGUUCCUCCCCUACCUGCACAAGAACGGCUCAGGCCAGGAGAGCCACAGCACCACGCUGGGGGCAGCCAGGCUGCGCCAGCUGCGGCUGCACGACGCUGAGUGCCAGCGCAGUGCCCAGGACAUCCUCCAGAGCAUGGGCAGGGCCUGGAGGAACUGCACUGACCCAAACAGCUUUGCCACUGCUGACUAUGCUGUGGGCUGGAAGAGAGCAGGAGGGAACAAGACAGCAGCAUGGGCACACUCACCUCCUGACCUGGCAGGGAUCUGGUACUGGGGUUACAUCUCCUUCUACGACAGCAGUGGCUACGUGCAGGAGCUGAGCCCUUCCCUGGAGGAGAGCAGGGCUCAGCUCGACUUCCUGCAGCAGCACACAUGGAUCGACAACAUGAGCCGAGCAGUGUUCGUGGAGCUGCUGCAGUACCACCCCAGCGUGGACCUACACGCGGCCGUCACGCUGCGCCUUGAGUUCCCUGCACCUGGCCAGGCCAUCGCCGCCAUCGCCAUCAGCCCCUUCCCCCUGCUGCGCCUCAGCUCGGGGGUCACACUGCAGCUCCUCAUGAUGGUCUUCCUCAUGAUGUUUGUUGUCUACUUUGUGGUGUCGGAGUCACUGUCCAUCAAAAAAGAAGGAAGAACCUACUUCACCCUAUGGGGCAACUAUGGCCAGUGGGUCUUCAUCCUGCUGACCACGUGCACUGUGGUGGUGCACCUCAGCCAGGCCACCCUUGCUGACCAGCAGUGGCUCAAGUACCUCAGCAACCGCAAGGGCUUCACCAACUUCUACCAGGUGGCCUUCCUCAGCACUGUCUUCAGCAGCCUGGCUGCCUCCCUCCUCUUCCUCCUCACUGUGCAGGCUGGCCAGCAGCUGAGGUUUGUCAGGCAGUGGUCAGUAUUUGGGAAGACCUUCCAGAAGUCUGCGAAGGAGCUGACAGCUGCAGGGGUGGCCUUCACCCUCCUCCUCCUGGCCUAUGCCCAGCUUGGCUUCCUGCUCUUUUCCUCCUCUUCCGAGUCAUUCCGCAGCGUGGGCAGUAGCCUCCUGCUGCUGCUGGCCCUGCUGCGAGGCACCGUGAGCCUCCAGCCCUGCCUGCCCGAGGCCCCGGGGCUCUGCCAGCUGUUCUGCACCACCUACAUCGCGCUGGAGGUGUGGCUGGUGCUGCGGCUGUUGCCGGUGGUGCUGAUGCACAGCUACCGCGAGAUGCGCUCGGAGCUGUUCCGCCCUGCCUUCGAGCCCCAGGACUACGAGAUGGUGGAGCUCCUCGUGCGCAGGCUCAAGAUGUGGAUGGGCUUCAGCAAGGCCAAGGAGUUCCGGCACAAGGUGAGGUUCGAGGGGAUGGAGCCU
Messenger RNA from Acanthisitta chloris (rifleman), 12310 nucleotides. Its product is annotated as polycystin-1-like. Gene Ontology annotation, cellular component: membrane. Gene Ontology annotation, molecular function: protein binding. Gene Ontology annotation, biological process: kidney development. The record is from RefSeq and is a predicted model, not a curated record. NCBI's taxonomy places the organism in Eukaryota, Metazoa, Chordata, Aves, Passeriformes, Acanthisittidae.